This is a messenger RNA of Cucumis melo (muskmelon), 1642 nucleotides long. RefSeq names its product elongation factor 1-gamma-like. Gene Ontology annotation, biological process: translational elongation. The transcript is spliced from 8 exons. The coding region runs from base 204 to 1472 and encodes 422 amino acids. Gene Ontology annotation, molecular function: glutathione transferase activity; translation elongation factor activity. NCBI's taxonomy places the organism in Eukaryota, Viridiplantae, Streptophyta, Magnoliopsida, Cucurbitales, Cucurbitaceae. The record is from RefSeq and is a predicted model, not a curated record.
UUUUAACUUCAAAAUUUUCUUUUCUUAUAUGUUUGUUUUGGGAAAUUCUACAUCGAAUUACAGAACCCUACUCCAUUUCCGAACUUCAUCGCAUCUCACUGCCUCUCGGUUUCUGCGACUACGCUCCCCCAUCCAGCUCUCUACUUCUUCAAUUCAAUCUUCAACAUCUGAAUUUUGGGCGUGGAGCAUUUCUCCCUUCAGCCAUGGUUUUGGUCUUACACGCAGGAAAGACGAAUAAAAAUUCUUUCAAGGCUCUCAUUGCUGCAGAAUACAAUGGAGUCGAAGUGAAAGUGGUCCCAGACUUUGAGAUGGGAGUCUCAAACAAGACUCCGGAGUUUAUCAAGAUGAACCCUAUUGGGAAGGUACCUGUUUUAGAAACGCCCAACGGACCCAUAUUCGAGAGUAAUGCCAUAGCCCGUUAUGUUGCACGUUUGAAGGCUGAUAGUCCUCUGUAUGGUUCAUCUCUGAUAGAUUAUGGGCAUAUUGAACAAUGGAUUGAGUUUGCAUCAUUGGAGGUAGAUUCUAAUAUUCUGACUUGGUUUAGACCUAGAAUGGGGAGAGCUGCUUAUCUUCCUCCUGUUGAGGAAGCUGCAAUUGCUGCAUUGAAGAGAGCUUUGGGAGCUUUGAAUACACACCUGGCUUCAAAUACAUACCUAGUUGGUCAUUCUAUUACAUUAGCUGAUAUAGUAAUGACUUGCAACCUAUUAUUGGGUUUUACUAAGCUCAUGACUAAGAACUUUACCUCGGAGUUCCCACAUGUUGAGCGGUACUUCUGGACAUUGGUCAAUCAACCAAACUUCAAAAAAGUCCUUGGUGAGGUGAAGCAGGCAGAGUCAGUUCUUCCUGUUCAAUCUGCCAAAGAACCUGAUGAUUCUUCUAAGCCAAAGGACUCAAAUGAGAGUAAGAAAGAACCGAAAAAGGAAGCUGAAAAAGAGAAGCCAAGGGAUGUAGCUGGCGAGGGAGAAGAUGAGGCACCAAAGCCAAAACCCAAAAAUCCUCUUGAUUUGCUACCUCCCAGUAAGAUGAUUCUGGAUGAGUGGAAGCGGCUAUACUCGAAUACCAAAUCCAACUUUCGGGAGGUUGCAAUUAAAGGAUUUUGGGACAUGUACGAUCCAGAGGGAUAUUCUCUUUGGUUCUGUGAUUACAAGUACAACGAUGAGAACAUUGUUUCAUUCGUGACGUUGAACAAGGUUGGUGGCUUUCUCCAGCGGAUGGAUCUCGCUCGUAAGUAUGCUUUUGGGAAGAUGUUAGUGAUUGGAUCAGAACCUCCAUUUAAGGUGAAGGGCUUAUGGCUUUUCUGUGGACAAGAGAUCCCGAAAUUCAUCUUGGACGAGUGCUAUGACAUGGAACUUUAUGAAUGGAGGAAGGUUGAUAUAUCGGAUGAAGUACAGAAGGAAUGCGUAAACCAGAUGAUUGAAGAUCAGGAGCCUUUUGAAGGGGAGGCUUUGUUGGAUGCCAAAUGCUUUAAGUGAUGAAGCAAUUAUCUCAUCUUGACGGGUGUUGUUUUAGUUUUCCUUUUGAGUUGAGAAUUCAAGCAUCAUUGUGGAAUAUCUUAAUUUGUGAAUCUUUGUUUCUUUCAAGUGUGUUAAGACAGCUAUAUUUACCCAAAAGUAAAAAAAAAAAAAAAAAUAGAAAAAAAAAA